UGUUAUAAUAACCCCUCCCUUCCCCAUCCUACAAAUUUAAUGUCCCCAGUCACGGCUUCCGCGGCCACUGAUUUUCAAGUUUCAACUUCCUUUGGCUAAUACGCGUCCACUCUUUUUUUAUUUAUCAGAAGAAAUCGAAUUCGAUAAAAUCUAGGCUACGCACUUCUCCUAUGUCAGAUAAUUUUUUGAGAUGGACUCGUUUUUCCCAUUAGUAAGAAGACUCUAUCAUCAUCAAAUAACCUGAUUUCUCGUGGGUCGUGGUCGUGGUCAUUUCGAAUUUAUGCAGGCAUAAGCACAUACAAGGCUGCACAUGCACGCUUUACCAUAAAAAGUGGGUACGCGUAAAAUGUUACAAUGUUGAUGUUGUUGAUGUUUUUAUCCUGUUAAUUUUAAAUUGUUGUCCUUUAUUCAGUCAGUCAGCCAGUUGUGUUUUUAGCGUGAACAAAGACGUACCUACUACGCGUAUUUGUAGGAAUUUGUCGGAAUUUCUGGCACUGGGCCAUGCUUGAGUUAUAUCAUCGGGUCAUUUUUCAAGUUUUCAUUAGCCUGUUGAUGGCAAGCCAUUUAUUUUGACGACACUUAAUUAAAGCACAAUGUGCGUUUUUCUUCUUAAACAGCGUGUUAAUUAGUGCGACUUUCUCCUCUAACCAUGAAUUUACACUUUAGCUGCAGUGCCAAAAUUGUUUGGUGGAUAUUUGCACUUGCGGUUCAUCAUUGUCUACCCGGAACUUUGUCAAAUGAAACUGUAUACCUCGAAAGCUACCCCAGCUACUCGGUAGUACUUCCCAUAUCUCAUGAAACGCCACGAAAUGAGACAUUUUUAGUCCAAUCGCCACGAUUUCAUAGGGUCAUGGCUGUCAUCCAGUUUCUCAACAUACCACCAAAGAACGACUUCAGCUGCGGCGUCUUUCUCCAAUUCCAGGAUGGCGCUGAUCAACGAAGUGCCAAAAUUUGUGGAAAUUUUGACCCUGAUGAGAAAACGUUUUCGCCAUCGUCACUCGUAGGUCCGAGGACUUAUCUCUCGUCCAGAAAUUCGCUCCGUGUCUCGUUACUCCACGUGACGACGGGAAAAUUAGAAAAUUCCUAUGCCAGAAUUUCCUUCACUGCUUUCAGAGAUGACUGCUACUUUCUCCAGCCUCGCGGAAACAACACGGGAAGUGGAGUUAGUUAUCCGCGUUAUCGGCCCUGCGAAUAUGCCAUUUCUUCCGAUGGAAUUGGGCGACAAUGUAUCGUGUCAUCCCUAUUUUGCGACAAUGUCAUUCAUUGCGCUCCAACGGACGAGAAGAGUGGGACAGAUUUUGGGCAGGAUGAGUCCGAACUAAACUGUCCUCAUAUUUAUCAUCAGCAGCAAUCCAUAAUUCUACCAGACGCUACGGUAUCAUCCUCGCAAAAAGAGAAUGAGGCUGAGAAACGCGGACAAAAUAGCAAUAAUCAUGAUGAUAAGAUUUUUAAGAGAUUCUUUGAUGAGCGAGAAGAACAUUUAGCAAAUUUAUUCAAGUCUGCGAUUAUUGGGUUUGUUGGGAUUUGCACGAUUUGUAUUCUUGUAGCGUUUGUCAUUUCAAUAUUUUGCUGGAAACAGAAGCAGUACCAUUUAGAGCAUCAGGGUCCACAAUCCUGAAAGUGAGAAUCUUUACGGAAAUUUUAUGCAGCUAAUCUUCACCAUUCCGAAAUACUGUUAAUUUAUUAAUUGCAAACCAAUAUCGCAUUGGUUGACAAAAAUGGAUGAUAUAUUUUUUUUAAAUUAUUAAUAAUUAUUCCCUGUAACUCGUCUGUUAUUGUGUUACUAAUUUACUAUUUUUCUUAGGUGAAGCUAUGGUGAUCUAAUGAUUAAAAAACACCUAAGUAUGCAUUUACUACAACGUUCAAAAGUGACAAAACCACAUUACUUUACCAUUUCUUAACCGAUUUUUGUGAAAUAAGUGCCGAGAGUUAAUUAUGAUGGUCUACUUUUGGAUUCCAACUCUGGUCGGUUGUGAGCCUACCCAUUCCUGAGAUAUUCUCAAAAAACACCCUCCAGAAAGUGACAUUGCUUCCUAUGAAAAAUUUGAAGGGCUAAAUCAAAAAUGUACUCGGAAAAAAAGUUUCUAAAUAUUUUUAGCUUUCAAUAAACCUUGAGAUCAUCAAAAUCGGAUAAGAAAUGACCACAAUAUUCAUAAAUGCAAGUACCACUGCGCACGUGGUGGUAUUGCAUAUUGCUAUGGUUCGUUGCUAUUGCAAGUAUUUUAAUCGCAAUUCCCUUCGCUUCACCUAAGCCGCCCGUUUUAGGGAUCUAUCUUGUUAAAUUGUAUGAUUAAAGUUUUGAGACAUGCGCAUGAUAAAA
Molecule: messenger RNA, 2320 nt
Organism: Folsomia candida
Lineage: Eukaryota; Metazoa; Arthropoda; Collembola; Entomobryomorpha; Isotomidae
Exons: 4
Coding region: 650-1618 (322 amino acids)
Source: RefSeq, a predicted model, not a curated record